CUCUGAAGAGAUUUCCUAUAUUAAGCAAACUAUUUACCAGUUUAUUAUCAAGCUACCCAUUUAUAAUUAAUACCUUCCUCUAUUUACCUAAUUUCCAACUACAUUUACUGAAUACCAUUUUUUCUGAUAAGUAGCCGUUGAGAAGGGAUUAUUUUUGGAACAUAUCUCAAAGAAGCAAAUGGGUAACCUCAAAAUUAAGUCAAUAACAAUUAAAAACAUAAAAAGUUCAUGUAUGAAAAAGCCAUAGACAUUUCUAUGUAAAAACCGAUAAAACUAAAGAAAGUUUCAAUAUCAAGCAUAAUGAUAUCAAGUACCACAGCUAAACUAUGAUGUGAAAGAUAAAUAAAUUCAAAUUUAUAUCAGACAAAAGACAUUACCUGUGGUAUUACAGACUCAAAAAGCUUUUGAAUAAAAUGGAUGUACUGGAAUUCAAAGAUAGCAAGUUCACUCCUGAUAUCGUACAUUUAUACUCGUCUGAUUUGAGGAAAAAUCAUGUACCAAUAGUGAUUGAUAAUGGAUCAUAUAUGUCCAGGGUUGGUUGGGCAACCAGCGAAAAACCUUUGCUAUUUUUCAAAAAUAUAAUUGCAAAACCCCGUAAGGAGAGAUCUAAAAAAGACAACAUUGAAAUUCCUCAGACACCUCAACUCCAAAUCGGAAAUGAUAUAGUGAAUAUAGAAGCAGUAAGAUUUCAACUAAAAACUCAGUUUGAUCGCAAUAUCGUAACUCACUUCGAGGCCCAAGAACAUUUGUUUGACUACACUUUUAGCCAUUUGGGUAUUGAUACUGAAAAUUCUGUUGAACACCCAAUAAUUUUGACUGAAGCUUUUCUGAAUCCUAAUACUUCAAGACAGUUGAUGUCUGAACUCCUAUUUGAAGGUUAUGGAGUACCUGGAAUAGUAUAUGGUGUGGACUCCCAGUUUGCAUACCAUUUUUCACAAGAUAACCCUUCAGAAAAUGCACUUAUAAUUAACUUGGGUUAUCAAACUUGUCACGUGAUCCCAGUUCUGGGAAAGAAAACAAUAUUUGAAAACGCCCGGAGAUUAAAUAUAGGUGGUUGGAAUGUAAUAACUUUCCUUCACAGGAUUCUUCAGUUGAAAUAUCCAGCACAUGCAGCAGCCAUUACUUUGAGUCGAGCAGAAGAACUACUACAUUCAAUAUGUGCUGUUGCCCUUGAUUAUCGAGAAGAAUUGAGUAAAUGGACGGAUAGUGAAUAUUAUGAGGCCAGUACCACUAAAAUUCAGCUUCCUUAUACGUCUAUAGGAAGUACAUCAGCUUUGACAUUAGAACAACAAAAAGAGAGAAAGCGUGAGCUGGCCAGGCGGCUAACUGAAAUCAAUGCAAGAAAAAGAGAGGAGAGGUUAGCUGAAGAUCAAGAAAAACUAAGAAACUUACUGGAAAUUCAGGAGAUCAUUGAUUCUGGAGCUGACAAAGAUGAAGUUGAAACCCUCCUGGCAGAAUAUGAAAUUAAAAAUGUAUCAGAAUUGCAAAAAGUCAUAGCCAAUCUAAAUAUGAAAAUAGAGAAGAUAAAACAAAAGAUAGCUUCAAGUAAUUUAGAAGAAGUCGAGGAACCACCUGUGAAACAAGCGAAACAUUCAAAAAUGAUUUUCGAAAAUGAAGGUGCUUUAAAUUCAUUCUUAGACAAUGUUAAAAAAAUGAGGCAAGAUAUUCUUACAAAAAAAUUAAUUAGGAAGCAGCGAAAACAAGAUAUUUUCAAAAGAAGAACUGCAGCUGGGCAAGAGAGAAUGAGAAUAAUAUCACAGUUGGCUAGGAAGGAGAAAGGAACUGAUGAUUUUGGUCUCAGAGAUGAGGAUUGGGAUAUCUACAAAACGAUCAGUAAAGAUGGUGGAGACUCAGAUAGUGAAGCUGAAAAUGAGAAACUAUUAGAAUAUGAAGAGAUAAUUAGAACUCAUGAACCCACUGAGUUUGACGAGAACACUAAUUUAGGAGAAAUGCAUCAACUUCAUGUAGGAAUUGAAAAAUACCGAGCUCCUGAACUAAUUUUCAAACCAUACAUGUCCGGAUCAUCAGAAGCAGGAUUAUCAGAAGUAAUUGGUUAUGUUAUAUCACUGUUUAACGAGGACCAUCAGUUGAAACUGGCGUCAAAUAUUAUAGUUACUGGUGGCUUAGCAAACCUGAAGGGUUUGAAGGAUCGCCUGUUGAAAGAUUUGAUUUCAAUUAGGCCAUUCAAGUCAACGGUUAAUGUGAAUAUUAUGCCCAACUGUAGCUUAUCUGCUUGGUAUGGAGCAAAAAGAUUUGCGGUGUCUUCUGAUUAUAAAAAGUAUUUGUUAACAAAACAGACUUACGAGGAAUGUGGUCCAGAAUAUUUCAAAGUCCACAUUGCUUCUAAUAUUUAUUAUCCUACACCUAAGGAAACUGUAAUAGAUGUUGAUAUGUAAA
This is a messenger RNA of Leptinotarsa decemlineata (Colorado potato beetle), 2397 nucleotides long. RefSeq names its product Actin-related protein 5 (gene Arp5). The record is from RefSeq and is a predicted model, not a curated record. Lineage: Eukaryota; Metazoa; Arthropoda; Insecta; Coleoptera; Chrysomelidae.